Molecule: messenger RNA, 405 nt
Organism: Aspergillus tubingensis
Lineage: Eukaryota; Fungi; Ascomycota; Eurotiomycetes; Eurotiales; Aspergillaceae
Product: proteasome assembly chaperone 4 family protein
Exons: 2
Coding region: 1-405 (134 amino acids)
Biological process (GO): proteasome assembly
Source: RefSeq, a predicted model, not a curated record
AUGACAACAGAAAUCAAAGAACUCUCCCUCCCCCUCCCUUACACCCCCCACACGACCGCCCACAUCCACCUCACACGACACCAAACCUGCAGCACAGUAUUCCUGACCUCGUCGACGCCGGGCGAUGCAGCAGGGAGUAUCAAGCCGAUGGGAAGUUUUGUGUAUGCGAUGCCAGACAAAACGAAUCCCAAAAACGUGCUAUCAACAACCAUCUACUCCUCCCCGGGAAGUGUAGAAUACACGGCCCGGAUUGCGAAGAUUCUCGCAAGGAGAAUGAAGACGCCUGUUUAUGUGGGCGGGAGUAUUGAGCCUGCGACGAUGGGGGUGAUGGCUGAGGAGGAGAUUGAGGGGGUGAAGAGGAUUGUGGAGGUUGUUGUUAGGGGGUGGGAGGGGAUGAAGAUAUGA